UAAGAUUGCCAUUACUCUAAAUGUCAUUACAUCGUCGAGUUUGACAUCAUCCCGUGAACGGCUGCAGAGCGCCACUUGCAGUCUGAUUACGCUUUCCCGCAGCAAGGACUCGCCAGUGGAUUGAAUUAUUCGCUUGUUAGAAACCUGAAAACAAGAACCUGUUGUGCAUGCUGGUGCAGGAAACACCUGAGGAGUUUAGGCCUUGCUUGAAGACAAGCGUGUUUGUUUUAGAACACUGAGGCUUGACAAGAUGCGAGCAAAGAUUGAAGAUGGUGUAGUAUACUCGCCGUUUCCUGCGGUUGAUAUUCCUUGCUGCUCCUUGUACAUUGCAGCGAAGAAGGCAUUACUGGAGGAGCCUGAGAAGCUGGCGCUAGCCGACGGUUCCGUCUCCGUGACAAGGAGAGAAUUCUUUGUGCUGAUGCAACGCUACGCCGUGGGAUUCCAGAAGCAUGGGGUCAAGCCCGGGGACCGAGUCUGUGUCCACAUUAACAGCAGCGUCCACAACGUUGCUGCUAUGUGGGGCUGCGUUUUCGCAGGAGCAAGCAUCGUACCUGCCAAAACAUCGCUCACAGAAUGCGAACUGCGCUACCAGCUAAGCGACAGCGACAGCACUCACAUUCUAACGGAUGUCGCCUUUGCGGAAAAGGCUCGUAAGGCGACGUCUUCAUUAGAAAUAAAGGGACUGUUUGCGACGGCUCCUACGGACGGAUUUGAGUCCACAGCCUGUUUCGUUAACAUGGACGAGGCUUUGUUUCGCGAAGUCCUCGUGGAGGAUCCCAAAGAUUGCGUGCUUGGGAUUUGCUACACCUCAGGAACCACUGGUCUUGCAAAGGGUGUGGUCGUCACCCACUACGGCUUCGUGGCAAACAUGGCAACGGCAGGGCCUUGCUUUUCCUGGGAUGCCAGCGACGUGGUGUUGAUUGCUGCCCCCAUCACGCAUGCCUCGGGAAUCGUCUGCAUCACUUUCGGCGUGCUUUUGGGCACACCUUUUGUGAUAGUGACUCCCGGAGCGAGUCUACAAUGCAUCAGCGAACUCGUCGAAACAUACAAGGUGACGUCCCUUUCCUUACCACCGACACACCUGCGGGCGAUCGUGGCGGAGAUGCAAAGCACAGGAAACCGGCUUAAGGGCAUCCGUCGCAUCGGAACCGGAGGCUUGGUGUUUUCGGAGCCCCUUCUCAGGGAAAUUCAAGAGGCAUUCGUGGACUUCGAGUGUCUGGUGAACGGAUAUGCCAUGACCGAGUCCAUGGGUAUUCUGUGCUCACCAUCCAUCCACGCGACCAAAGGUGUGGACGUUGGCUUUGUGGCUCCUUCGUCAGAGAUUAAGAUUGUCGACUUAUCGACACAAAAAAAGUUGGGGCCCAACCAGACUGGUGAAGUGCGCUUUCGGAUUCCAUCUAUGACCAAAGGUUACUACAGGAGGCCAAAAGAGACAGCUGAGCUCUUCGACGAGGAUGGCUGGUGCAGGUCAGGAGACGCUGGAUAUUACGACAACGAUGGAAGGGUGUACAUAGUCCAGCGGCUGAAGGAGAUGAUCAAAUGCUUGGACAAUCAGGUGGUGCCUGCUGAAAUAGAAGAACUGGUCCUCCAAGAACACCGGCGGGACAUCUCAGAAGUGGUCGUCGUAGGACUGACUCACGAUGAGUACGGAGAAGCGCCAGCUGCUUUCGUCGUUCUCAGGGAACGAAGUUCGCUACAAUAUGAGGAAGAACUUGCGGAGAAGAUAAAGACCACCGUUUCAGAUCACCUCGCUGUGCACAAGCACCUCCACGGCGGCGUGUUUUUCAUGGAGUCGCUACCGAGGACGGAAACCGGAAAAGUCAGCCGUAAAGCUCUGGUAGAAGUAGGUGCACGAAUAGAUUUUUUGUGUGGCACCACACACUGUGUAUGAAUCAAGAGAUCGUAUUCCCCACAGCAGAAGCCAUCGUCGGACGCACGCCGACUUAUGAAUUGCGCCAAAGAGCCAUUUCAUUAUUUUUCAAAUGUAACCUCAAUUCUCUUUAGUAAGGUUUUUCUUCCUCCGCCAGGUACUUUUUUCUUGGUGUUUUCGUUUCUUCUCGGCUUUUCCUAAGCCGCUGCACUGUUCUUUGCUUCGAUAUUCCGGGACUAAAGAUGCUAGCUGUCAAUAAUUUGAACUGAAUUUAUUUACAGAUAGACAUUAGCGUUAUGCAAAAUAGAAGUGAGGAGUGCAGACAGGACACAAGAGUAGAGAAGUGGACAACACGAACGCCAAUGCUUCUCUUGUGUCCUGUCUGCACGCCUCACUUCUAUUUUGCAUAAUGAAUCCUUACCAACUAGCUCAGCUUUCUGUCGUUCUAAGACAUUAGCGGUUACACUGAGUAUAUAUUAAAGAAGGAAAACGGGUUCACAUUUACGAAUGCGGCUGCGCAAGGCCUCGGAGCUAGCAGUCCGUCGCUCCGAUCGGCCACCUGACGAGAUCGGUCCGUCGUCUCUCAAGCCUCAGCUCGCACUGCCCGCUCAGCCGCGCACAUUCUCACCCCCAGCCGCGGGACCAUGUGUCCGGGCGCACCGGCGGCGGCCGCCGCUCGGACCGCCCGCGCCGCCUCGGCCCGACCCGUGGCCCGACCCAAACACUCCCCAAGGACUCCCUUCUCCAGGUGCCGCUACAGCGGCUCGCUGCGCGAUUUAUGGCGCUCGCCAGAACCAGUGCGCGAGAACCCCUGCGGCUCCCUCUUUCGCCGAACAGCGUCCGGACACCGCCUUCCCAAAGCCGGCGUUCUCUGGAAGCGGUAGAAGCGGCCCUGGUGCGAGCCAACAGCACAACAUUACAAUGCAACACAAACACAGAGCGGACCCCAGAGAAGUCGAGCAGGCACGCCCGUCAACCAAACAAAAAGAAUGCACACAUGAGCUUAACCAAGGCGAACAUUCACAACGACCUUACAUCUUUCUUUUCUUUAUAUUUUACUCUGAGAUAAUGGAAGUACUGAAUGGAAUUCACCGUGGCAUGAGUAAUUGACGAGAAGAAGUACCAAAAACGAAGUAUAAUUUACUGCGCGAAGUAACAAUGCCUUAGGAGACCUCUGUUUGAGCGUCACGCUGUGGUUUUGCUGUUUCGUCCAUCUUGAAGUCAUCUGAAGGAGUGCAACUUUAUAGGGACAUAAAAGCAAACAAGUAUCCUACGCAAGCGCUGGGACGCGUGUUAGAAGUUACACUGACUGAGCUUAUUGCGCUUAAAGUGCGUGCCACGGGUAGGCGAACAGAUGCGGUGAUAAGCUGUGGCAAUCCUUAGGAAUGAAGUUUUCGUCUUUGGCGUCGCCCCGUCGGUGUUUUCACACGUCUUUUAAGCGUAUACUGUUGUAUAAGUACUGUAUGCGCCCACGUCGAUUGCAAUGAUCUGCCGCAUGUCCCCAGAUGUGUUUCUAAUUUUAAGCUCAUGUCAAGAUACUAUACGUAAAUUAAUGGUGAAGCCUCGCCGCACGCAUGUAGGCGCGUUCUUGCCAGGUGGCGUUCCCGUGCCGGUGGGGGUAGAGUUACUGUAUAUGCUACCGCAGGUACCUGUGGUAGCAUAUACAGUAACUCUAGGUGGGGUAGGUGGGGGAGACAGUGUGUUUACGUAUACGCCGUCGAGCGCACGUGUGUAACGGCCACGUAGCGCGAGGGUACGUUUCUGCGGCAUGUCCGGGGUUGGCACGACGUCUGUACAGAGGCGUGUGGACCCCGAGCAAGCGGGCCAUGUGUGGCGUUCAUUUAAGUGAUGUUGAUGUGUGUGUUCCAAAACCCGGACUAGUAAAGGGGGGCGGUCGAAACGUACAUUGUUGAUGGUCCGCCUACUGUAGUAUAAACCUGAUUGGCAGAAUGUGAGCGGAGAGGCCUAAACUAAGGGUACUGCCCCAAUUCGUAAGGUUAUUUAGGAGAGUGUGUACGGAGGAGAGGGGGAGAAGCGAGUGAGCCGAUGAUCGUAUUGGAAUUACCUUAGCACUGUGCCAACUGAGUGGUAACGAUGACGUUUAAACAGAAAGCGUGAAUAUAUUAAAUAGAUUUUUAGAUACCGAAAUUGAGUAUACACGUAAGAAUGAUUUAGUUAUGACGUCGGGACCACUGGAUUUCUUUCAAUCAAGUUUAUGUGGAAGAGAUUGUAUGCCCUCUUCACUUACGGUUAGCUCUACCAUGCGUACCUGCAAGGCAUAAGGUUUUAGUACCGCUUUGAUAGUAUGUUUUGUAAAAACCGAUCGCAAAGCAUCAUUUCAUUAACAACAUCCUCAGAAGCAUCCAUAACUUUAUCUGAAGUUUUAAUUUGUGAGAUGGCUCCCCUACCAUCUCACAAAGAUCACCAGAAUUUCUGGGGGUUGUGCAUCAUAAAUGAAAAUAAAGCAGCGCUAAAGAAACAGGUUUUUGCCUCUAAAAUCUACAGUUUUAGAAUAAUGUUCACAUUAUCUGUGUUGCUCUUAGUUCCCUUCUUCCGCCAUCAUGUUAUUCUGAUUUUUAAUUCUACUA
Molecule: messenger RNA, 4458 nt
Organism: Dermacentor albipictus
Lineage: Eukaryota; Metazoa; Arthropoda; Arachnida; Ixodida; Ixodidae
Molecular function (GO): CoA-ligase activity
Source: RefSeq, a predicted model, not a curated record